AUGUUGCUUUACCGGUGGAUUCGAGACUUGGAAAUAGCCCUUGAUCGAAGUGACAUCAAAGCCCUGCUUCAUGGUAUUUUCCCCGCCACUCUCAAUGUUGGUGAGGCAAGAUCCCGCUUGAAUAUGAUCUUUCAGGUUGAGAAGCUUCCAAGCCCACCGUGGUGGCUCUUCGAUUUGACUCAGAAACUUUCGAAUAUGAAUCACCUCAACAGCCCAUUCACUGGGAAUAUGGAUGUUGUUGUUGUGGGAAAGUCAAUCAGGUAUGAGGGUCCAAGGACCCGGUUCAUUGUAUUCGAUUGGUCUUACAGCGGUCAAGUGGAAGACAACAUUAUGGCGCAAACACCUGCAGAUGGCGUUCGUGGAACCGCAAUUUGGGAUGAUAAUGGCGUGGUUUCGGGCUUUUAUCACUUCUACACCAAGGAGGGUAGAUGGGCCGGAUUCUCCGCCUCUAUUAGUGCUAGUGAAUUGAGUGAAAUGGAAUGUACUCUGGUACAGCCUUAUGGGCAGCCUUGA
Molecule: messenger RNA, 513 nt
Organism: Penicillium taxi
Lineage: Eukaryota; Fungi; Ascomycota; Eurotiomycetes; Eurotiales; Aspergillaceae
Exons: 2
Coding region: 1-513 (170 amino acids)
Source: RefSeq, a predicted model, not a curated record